GUGGUGUGCUGGAAAUGUUCGGACAACAAGGUGGCGCUCGAAUACGACGGCAACAAGGUGAACAAAGUCUGCAAAGACUGCUACUCCAUCCUGAAGGGAGAGGGCAUCGCCGAGGGCAAGAAGAAGGGCAUCCUCGAGAUCGAGGCCGGGCAGUUCGCAGACAGCAGCAUCAUGUGCGGCUUCCUGCAGUACUCGGAGAAGAGCAAACUUUGGCAGAAGGUUUGGUGUGUGAUCCCUGAGAAGGAGUGUCUGGUGCUCUACCUCUACGGAGCUCCGCAGGAUGUGAAGGCCCAGUGCUCCAUCCCCCUGCUGGGUUAUUCUGUGGACGACAGCGCCCGGCCCGCGGACCCUCCAGCCAGCUUCCGCCUCUCCCAGUCCAAGUCCGUCCACAACUUUGCUGCCGAAACCGAGGAGCUGAAGCAGCGCUGGCUCAAAGUGAUUCGAGUGGCGGUGACGGGAGAUUUGCCAGAACGGCCCGACACCAACGGCAGCAAUGCCAACGUGCUGGACAACAACAACACGCAGGAAGCCAGUACUGACAGCUCCUAAGGGUGUGUUUUCUACAAACUGCUGUUGGACUUUCUUUGUUUUUUUACAUGCAAACUGCUGUGGGAUUGCUCCAGAGAGAUGGGAUGUGCAGAUGUGUGCUGCAUGCACAAAAUACAAACACACACUCUCCCGUUCUGUCCUUGAAUCUUAAAGACAAAAGUGGAGAAGUUAGUGCUGGAGAAGCUGCCUUUCCUUCUGUCUCCCCUGAUGCUCACUUUAUGCCUGGAUUUUCUUCUGCGAGAUCCCCCGCUAGAGCUGUGCUGGAUUACUAACGGACAUUUCUGGUACAAUCAACACUAGAGCAGAGGGGCUCUCAGGAUAGAUCAACUUCCCUCAGACAGUCACUAUCACGGACCUGAGCCAGUGGACUACCACGGACUAACAAAGCACCCUGUCCAGGAUGUGAAUCAGAGCUAAAGGGCGGUCCAAACUAAGUCUGCUGGUGCUGUAACUCUGUGUACCUGUACAGUAUGGUUUCUUUUUAUUUUCCCGAAAGGAACGGUUGUGUUUUUAUGUACAGAAAAAUAGCCCUAAACUUUGUUUCUAUAAAAUAGAAAAACAUCUAAGUAUGAUAUAAACUAUUUACAGUAUUUUCUUCUUUUCUUUGCUUGAGAAGAUGGUUCCAUGUGUUUGGAUAAUGAUGGUCUCGUCUCUCCUCUCCUGUCAACAAAAUCCUCACCAAUCCAAUCACACUCUGGAUGCACAUCAGAAAACAACCUGUGAAUAUGGAGCCUGUUAAGCUAAAGGAACUUAUUUGCAAAUCAAAGCACCACAAGAGUCUAAAAUACGACUAGCUGGGUUAAAUCGAUGGGCGGCACAGAGAAAGUCUUUCAGUUUUUAGUCAAUCUUUCAUAAAAAGAAAUAAUUUAUAUAAGACCAAAUGUGAAUGUCUGUUUCUAGCUCAUCUAAUUUAUUGAAUACCUGACAAGUGUUUGUUAAUGUGCCAUCCAACACCGCUGAUUUACAGCAUUACCCAUGAUGCUAUUUAAUUAAUAAUGACGCAGGUAUAAAGUGUGUACCGAGGAUUCACUACCGUAGAUCUGAAUGCGUCUGAGUUUUGACUUCCUUCUCUGUGAAUCCCCCAAUCUCUCAGUCCAUCACCCUUAAUGCAGAAGACAAACCUGUUAAUCUUACUAUAACAUUAUCUCAAACUAUAAAGUACGUGUCGCUAUGCUUCGCCCAAUCCUCUGGCCUGCACGGUGUCGUUUGUAUUUAAACUUGCACAUUGCGAUCAUGCAUCCUGAGGCGGAUCUGUAAACGUCUGUCUGUCUGUCCAGAGGAGGCCUCGGUUCACAGGGAGAGAGACGAGCAGCGAUCGUUCUAAUCUUUGUGCGGCAGAGUUUUUCUGUUUAGUUGUAAAUGCAGCACAAUCAGACGUAGCGAGCUGGUGCGACGAGUGUAAAUGUGUUUUUAAUGCUGUAAUUAAUUUUAUUAUUUAAAGUAAUUUAUAGAGUAUGACAAGCAUGAUCUGUUAAACGUAGCACAAAUUCGUUCCCCUACUGUCGACUAAGAAGUGCAUUAGGUAGAUGAUAUUUUUUCUGAGAAGAUGUUUUGUUUUCUUAUUUUUUUCUCCCACUAACCCUUGAAAUGUGUCGCAGCGACCAGCCUCGGUGCUGGACGGACUGCAGGCGGGGGGGAAACGUGCCUAUAUCUUCCACAGUGUUCACGUCCAUGGUCCCGUCGGCCAAGUUCGCCCUUGUGCUCAAUGCUGGUGCUCACCCGAGUCUCACCUCGCUGAACUUUCCCCCAUCCUCACUAUUCAAAUAAAAAAACAAAAAACACACAAAACAACAAGAGCACAAACUUUCUGUCUGUUAGAUCUGAAUGUAUAUCCAGAUUUGUAUGUGUCCUCUCAUCCCCUCCCCAAAGAUUUGAGAAUCUACGCACUUUACGGUCUAAAAAGUGUACCUUCAAGGAAAAUAAACUGAGAUUAAAAUGACUUCUGUGCA
Messenger RNA from Stegastes partitus (bicolor damselfish), 2498 nucleotides. Its product is annotated as FYVE, RhoGEF and PH domain-containing protein 4-like. Gene Ontology annotation, biological process: cytoskeleton organization; filopodium assembly. The transcript is spliced from 3 exons. Gene Ontology annotation, cellular component: cytoplasm. Gene Ontology annotation, molecular function: guanyl-nucleotide exchange factor activity. The annotation marks the transcript as partial. Lineage: Eukaryota; Metazoa; Chordata; Actinopteri; Pomacentridae. The record is from RefSeq and is a predicted model, not a curated record.